UUUUCGCAAAACCCUCACUUCACAAAACCCUACUCUCACUGCAAUGGCGUCAUCGUUAAUUCGCCUCCGCCGCUCCCUCACAGCGGUUUCCGUCCUCCACCGCUCCUUCUCCGCGACGUCGUUGUCUGCUCCCAUCUGGUGCGGCGUUUCAUCACCACGUUGCGUCGGUGUUGAAUCCCGUUCGUUCAUGUCAUCGCCGACUUCCCUUGUAUCCGUUCAAUCCUCACAGAGAAACAUCCCCGAUGCCGAUGGUGACAUUGAUCCCGACCCGAUUUUUGGCGAGGGCUGCGACCUCAACCAUUGGCUCAUCAUCAUGAACUUCCCCAGGAACAACAAGCCCCCUCCCGAAGAAAUGGUUCGCAUUUAUGAAGAGACUUGUGCCAACGGCCUCAACAUCAGUUUGGAAGAGGCCAAGAAGAAAAUAUAUGCAUGUAGCACAACAGCUUACACAGGCUUUCAAGCUGUAAUGACAGAGGAAGAGUCUGAGAAAUUUGAAGGUGUUCCAGGAGUUGUCUUUGUACUACCUGAUUCCUAUAUUGAUCCUGUCAACAAGCAAUAUGGAGGAGACCGGUAUAUCAAUGGAACAAUCAUCCCUCAACCUCCACCAGUACAGUAUAGGAGCAAUCAAGGAAGACGGCAGGGGCUGAGACUUCGCAAAAUGCCAUGGGAUGAAAGAAACCACGGGCCUUCGCAAAAUUAUCAGCCCCUACAGAACUAUGGUCAAAGUUAUCCACCCCAACAGAACUAUGGUCAAGCAUCACAAAGUCAUCCACCCCAGCAGAACUUUGGUCAAGCAUCACAAAGUAAUUUACCCCAGCAGAACUUUUGUCAAGCACCACAGAGUUAUUUACCCCAGCAGAACUUUGGUCAAGCACCACAAAACUUUUCUCCCCAUCAGUCAUCACAAAAUUAUCCACCUCAACACUAUGGUCAAUCAUCACCAAAUUAUCCACCCCAACAGAGCUAUCUUCAUUCGCAAAAUUAUCCACCCCAACAGGGAACCUAUGAUUCUGCUUCUCAGCAAAGGUAUGCGCCACCUUCACCACAAGCAGGACCAACUGGUCUAGGAGAAAGAAGAAACUUUGUGCCACAGCAGGGCAUUGGACAACCAGGACAAGGAGAAAGAAGAGAUCAUGCGGCCAGUGGUGUUGCUUCUGAGGCGUGGAAUAGUACUUCUACGGUUACCCCACCACACUUGAAAGAUUAUAUGGAGAUUUCCAUCAGUUGGCCGCUGAAAAUUUACACAAAUUUAAGAGAUCUACUUUGCGCUUUGUGUCAACAACAAAGAGAUAAGCCCAAGCAGCAUCAGCUCUAUUAG
Molecule: messenger RNA, 1318 nt
Organism: Lotus japonicus
Lineage: Eukaryota; Viridiplantae; Streptophyta; Magnoliopsida; Fabales; Fabaceae
Product: multiple organellar RNA editing factor 1, mitochondrial-like
Exons: 5
Coding region: 44-1318 (424 amino acids)
Biological process (GO): mitochondrial mRNA modification; cytidine to uridine editing
Cellular component (GO): mitochondrion
Source: RefSeq, a predicted model, not a curated record